AUGUCUUACCGCGAUCUAUGCGAGUUCCCAGGCCACGAUGCUUUGAUGGCGUUGAAUCGGCGGAAGCUAGCUCGCUUCACGCCUCAGAUGCUGUACAUGUCGCGGCCGACAACGCUGUUGCACUCGCUAGAGGCGUUUACUAGCCGGAUUGACUUUGAUCGACUGGCGCAUCACCUGUCAGGAGGGGCUAUGUUGAACUCGCCGUCUUCAACUGCCGCGUACUUGAUCUAUCGAAGCGAUUGGGAUGACGAGGCGGAGGCGUACUUGCGGUUCGUUAUUCUGUCAACCCUGCUCGAAUCGGGCUUCAGCACCGAUCAACUGGGCCAGACCUCUAUCGAAAAGCUCACCGGCUUUAUGGAAGAAAUCCUCGACGAGCGUGACGGCGUCUGCGGAUUUGCACCUGGCAUAUUGCCCGAUGCCGACGAUACGGCAAAGAGCAUAUUCUCGCUCAAUUCCGCCGGGAGAGCAGUCGGUUGCGACAAAUUAAUCGAGACGUUUAACGCCCAGAAACACUUCAAAACUUAUGACCUAGAGGUCACGCAUUCGUUCAGCGUCAAUUGCAACGUUCUCAAGGCCAUGCUAGUGGCUGGGGACGUGAUCGGCCAUCUAGAUCACAUCUUCACAGUACUUCGAUAUUUGUGUCAGAACUGGCAUAACGGGCAGAACCUGCGUCCCCAGUACUCGAUGAUGCUCCUCGGUGAAGCUUUCGCUCUCUUUCUCCGGCGUUGGGAUCAGGCAGGAUACAUCGACGUCCCUGCCGACCUGAUGUCCGAGCACGGCAUCGUGAGCGUGGUCACCCAAAUUGUGACAAGGACCUUGAGCUCCCAGUCCGCGACCGACAGCUCCUGGGAUUUCUCCACAGAAGUCACUGCGUACGCGCUCCUCACACUGAAGAAGUUGAGCUCGCUCCCAUGGCCCGAAGGUCUUGGAACUCGAAUUAACGCUGCUAUCAACGCUGGCACCCAAUUCCUCCGCGAGCACGAAAGCGACUGGGACCGCCCCAGCCACAUUUGGAUCGAAAAGGUGAGCUACGGCUCGGGUGCCCUCUCGUUGACAUACUGUCUGGCAGCGUUAGCAGCCAAGGACGUAUAG
Messenger RNA from Aspergillus affinis, 1092 nucleotides. RefSeq names its product terpenoid cyclases/Protein prenyltransferase. Lineage: Eukaryota; Fungi; Ascomycota; Eurotiomycetes; Eurotiales; Aspergillaceae. Gene Ontology annotation, molecular function: magnesium ion binding; terpene synthase activity. The transcript has 4 exons. Gene Ontology annotation, biological process: diterpenoid biosynthetic process. The coding region runs from base 1 to 1092 and encodes 363 amino acids. The record is from RefSeq and is a predicted model, not a curated record.